AUGGCAACUUCAACCACAACCGAUGCCCCAAGCCAACUCUACCAUGGCCUCGCCUUGAGGGCAUCAACUGACAUGGGCUUCGACGACUUGACACGCGGUGACCGUCAAGGGAAGCUCAGACUGAGAGGGAUCCCUCAGUUCUCCGAUCCUUUGAAGCAGCGCCAGUGGAUGCGUGAGCAUAUGGCCGCUGCUUUCCGCUUUUUCGGGAAGAUGGGCUACGCGGAAGGCAUCGCAGGUCAUAUUUCCAUGCGCGACCCGGUCUUAGAGGACCAUCUCUGGCUUAACCCAUACGCCAAGCACUUUUCGGCCAUGAAAGCUUCAGACUUGGUUCUUGUGGACAGCGAAGGGUUCGUUGUCGAGGGCGGGAAUCAGGCAGUCAUCAACACUGCUGGCUUUGUGAUCCACUCAGAGGUUCACAAGGCCCGUCCCGAUGUCAUGGCGGCUGCUCAUGCCCACAGUGUCUACGGGAAGACAUGGAGCGCCUUUGGAAAACCCGUUGAGAUGCUUACCCAAGAUGCAUGCAACUUGUUUGGGAAGCAAAGCGUAUACGACUCACAUGGCGGAGCUGCUCUGGCCCAAGAGGAAGGACAAGCUAUUGCUAAGGCGCUAGGAAAGACAAACAGCGUUUGUAUCUUGAAAACCCAUGGACUUCUCACGGUAGGUGCAACGGUAGAUGAGGCGGCCUUCCUCUUCCACAAUCUAGAAAGAGCUUGCCAUUCUCAACUACUAGCCGAAGCAGCCGCGGCAAAUGGGUUGGAGAAGACCAUCAUCCCUGAUGACGUCGCGCGAUUCACAGCCCAGGUAGCCCAGAGUGCGGACAAUUUCUACGUCGAAUUUCAGCCCGAGUUCGAUCUGAUAGUGGAGGAAAGCAAAGGAAAAGUGUUGGAAUAA
Molecule: messenger RNA, 891 nt
Organism: Colletotrichum karsti
Lineage: Eukaryota; Fungi; Ascomycota; Sordariomycetes; Glomerellales; Glomerellaceae
Exons: 5
Coding region: 1-891 (296 amino acids)
Cellular component (GO): cytoskeleton
Molecular function (GO): actin filament binding
Source: RefSeq, a predicted model, not a curated record